Molecule: messenger RNA, 1356 nt
Organism: Coregonus clupeaformis (lake whitefish)
Lineage: Eukaryota; Metazoa; Chordata; Actinopteri; Salmoniformes; Salmonidae
Product: E3 ubiquitin/ISG15 ligase TRIM25
Exons: 4
Coding region: 380-1105 (241 amino acids)
Molecular function (GO): protein binding
Source: RefSeq, a predicted model, not a curated record
GCUUUUAAUGCGCCACUCCUCAGUUAGGUUUCACUUUCAUUUCUCCCUUUCAAUUUUGUUUCAUCAGUAACGUGUUUGUACCGCAGUGGUUUUAUAGCCUAUAGCUAUAUCAUUGGUAGGGAAAGGUCAUCAUUAACCAGACUUUGAUUCGCCGCUGCUGUAGAGACAUCCUCAGUCAGAGACAAGACCGCAUUUAUCCAAAUUAACGCUGCUGACAACGGUCUCAUCAGUGGGACGAUCAUGGCCAGAAGGCAGGGGUGUUUCACAAUUCCCCCUGGCCCUGAAUCAGGAGGAGGAGUGAAAAUGCAUCAAUACACCACUCGUCCAGAUUCAGACUACCUUUCCUCAAACCUUACCGGAUUGUCAGGGUUGAGGAGUAAUGAAUUCAACGUGGUCUCAGAACAUUUCGUAUUAUUCUGGCAAGGACGGUUCUCUGUGGAAGAUCCAGCAUCAUAAAUGUGAACGUCAUGUGAUCUGGCAAAAGCAAUUCUUACCAUAUUUCACUGAACUUAAACUGAAUCCUGAUUCGUCAUAUAAUAAACUCCAUCUGACUGAGAAGAACAGCGUGGUGACAAGGAUGGACAAGGAGCAGCGAAAGGAUGACGGUCCUGGGAGAUUCACGCACAUCGCUCAGGUGACGUGUGCACCGCUGAAGAGAAGUGCGAAAGAUCGCUAUUACUGGGAGGUGGCAUGGAGUGGGGAGGAGGGGGUUAAAAUAGCAGUCUCAUACAUGGGAAUCCAGAAGUUCGGUCUGCAUGAUGUGUGUCGAUUUGGACGCAACCCACUGUCCUGGAGUCUAGAAUGCACUAAGGCUGGUUUCUCUUUCUGGCACAACAACGUGAAGAAGAACAUCCCUGUUGAAUACGUCUCCUCCAGAAUUGGAGUCUUCCUCGACUAUGAGGCAGGAACUCUUUCCUUCUUUGACAGGCCUUACCUUAGUUGUGACACACUGAAACUCCUCUAUAAGGUUGAGACUGAAUUCACAGAGGAUCUCUUCCCUGGGUUUUGGCUUGGCUUGGGAUCCACUGUGGGGAUGUGCCGAAAGGAGAGAGAGCAUGCAGCAAAGCACCACCAUUACACAGAUUAUGAUGAUGACUCGUAUUAAGAUGUUUUAGAACAAUGAAUGAUCAUUAUCUGUUAGCAAGAGAUGGAUGAGUUGACAACAGAUACAUGAGAAGGAAUGGGCUGUAAUAUAAUGAGCUGAUAAUAAUAUUCAACAUGUGAAUCCCAGGAGUCUGCGAAAUUCCAGUGAUCUUACAUUUUCCACAUUCCGAUAGCUAUAACUUUUCUCUUAGUGUAUACCAUUUUGCUGUCAACUUUGAACAUAACUCACAAAUAAAAACAUUCUACAUCCAA